AAACGUUGUCACCAUUCUUCACAGCUCUCUCUCCACAAUGGCCCAAACUCUCCCACCACACAAGUAUACCAUUUUUACAAUUUUCCUAUUCUCAAUUCUCCUACAUGGAGAAUCCCAUAAAUUUUCAAGAAACUUGUCACCAAAAUCACUCGGUUUGAAGAAACAAAAACUAAGCCACCUCCACUUUUACUUCCAAGACAUAGUGGGUGGCGAUCACCCCACCGCAUUAAAGGUGGCCCAAUCGCCCAUAACCAACAUCUCCCACACUGGGUUUGGUUAUAUGGUCAUGAUUGACGACCCUCUGACAGUGGGUCCCGAAAGAACUUCUAAGAUUGUGGGAAGAGCUCAGGGGAUCUAUGCAUCAGCUGACUUGAAUCAAGUCGGGUUGUUAAUGGUUAUGAAUUAUGUUUUUAUUGAAGGAAAGUAUAAUGGUAGCACUUUGAGCAUAUUAGGGAGGAAUUCGGUGUUCUUGCCAGUGAGAGAGCUUCCGAUUGUUGGCGGGAGUGGACUUUUCCGGUUUGCACGUGGGUAUGCUCUUGCAAAGACUCAUUCUUUCAAUAUCAGCAAUGGUGAUGCAACUGUUGAGUAUAACGUUUAUGUCCAACACUAUUGAUCAUAUUCCUAAAUGUUUAGGACAAUAAAAAGGUUCGAGAGGUUAACUUUUAUAUAUUCUCUAUUUGUUCGAUGGUAUCUUACUUUUGAAAAUGAAAGAUACAAGCACUUUUUGCUAUA
Lactuca sativa (garden lettuce) is the source of this 732-nucleotide messenger RNA. Its product is annotated as dirigent protein 21. The record is from RefSeq and is a predicted model, not a curated record. Lineage: Eukaryota; Viridiplantae; Streptophyta; Magnoliopsida; Asterales; Asteraceae.